AUGAUUUUAUGUCCCCCUCUCGUGGCUGAUUUUGAUAUGUCCUGGAGUGAUGAAUCUUUUGGGAAAAAGUUCAAGAAUUCAGGAGCUACUCAUACUAAUGAUGAAGAGAGCAGUCGUCGUAUCACCGAAAUUUCACCUGAUACGUGGAGUUAUGAGGAUGUAGCUGUAUGGCUUGUCGAACAAGGCUUUCAAAAAUAUGCUGAUCUCAUUGCUUAUAAGCAUAAAAUCGAUGGUCGUACUCUUCUUAUGCUUACAGAAACAGAUCUACGAGAAAAACCUCUAGAAUUGAGUUGUCUUGGUGAUAUCAAGCGUAUUGCUUCAUCUAUUUCACUAUUAAGGGAUUGCAUGACACCAUCCUUUAAUCAAAAAUUGUUUGCUGAACAAAGUGCAGAACGUUCUGGCAUUGUUUCAUUAUCAAAUCGUUCGAAGGAGCUUUUAUCGUCCGCCGAUUGUAGAAGUCAAGAUAAUGCUGAUAUAAAAUUUUCACCUGAUACGAAUGAAAAUGAACAUUUUUCGAGAGACAUAACCGCAGACCCGUCUCACGAAAGGAGACUAAGACGAGUCCAGCUUUUAAGUGGAGAAAAUUUAAUUCGUCAGGUGGAAAGUCCUGAUACAAAAUCGAAGUCGCUCAUUAAAUUGGCGAUUGCUUUUUGUUAUUGUACGUCUUCUUUACUGAUUACGUCUUUUGUAAUGGCUCUCGUUCAUGAUCGUGUGCCAGAUAUGAAAACAUACCCACCAUUGCCAGAUAUCGUACUUGACAAUUUGCCUCUAAUACCCUGGGCAUUUCAAGUUUGUGAAGUUAUAGCGGUUUGUCUCGCAUUGUUGUGGUUCACGAUUUUGUUCUUCCAUAAACAUCGAGUUGUGAUAAUGCGGCGUAUGUUCUCUUUAAUUGGGACUGUUUUUCUGCUACGUUGUGUAACGAUGUUGAUUACAUCUUUAUCUGUGCCUGGUGUGCAUCUGGAAUGUCGAUCACAGAGUUAUGGUACUAUGGCAGCCAGACUUCAGCAAGCUUAUCAUAUCUGGUCACAUUUUGGUAUGUCUAUUCAUGGUGUUCGGUCCUGUGGUGAUUAUAUGUUCAGUGGUCACGCAACAGCAAUAACGUUAAUAAACCACUUUAUUACUGAAUAUACCCCAGAUUCAUGGCAUAAUUUACAUACGUUCACGUGGGUUCUGAAUCUAUUUGGAAUAUUUUUCAUCUUAGCUGGUCAUGAACACUACAGUAUUGAUGUGUUCAUUGCAUUUUAUAUCUCUUCUCGGAUGUUUCUAUAUUAUCAUGCAUAUGCGUAUCGUCAGUUCAGUUUAGUUGAAAACGAUAAUCGCAUGAGAUUAUGGUUUCCACUUGGCUGGUUUUUCGAAGCGGGGGGACAAGGCCGCGUCAAAAAUGAUUUCGACUUUCCUUUUUAUCUGCCAGUAAUUUCGUUAUCUUCAUUGUGCGAAAAAUUAUCUAUGCAAAGGAAAGGAACAAAGUCAGACCAAAAGCUAGCGGAGAAAAUUACUCGGAAUUCCAACAGUAUUUCAGUAGAUUUUAACAAAAAUUUAAAGAGACGGAAGAAUGGGAAGAAAUAG
Molecule: messenger RNA, 1566 nt
Organism: Thelazia callipaeda (thelaziosis nematode)
Lineage: Eukaryota; Metazoa; Nematoda; Chromadorea; Rhabditida; Thelaziidae
Source: the annotation of a GenBank genome assembly